ACCAUCGACGUCACCACGCAUCCCGAACUUAUGUCUGAAACAAAGGUCAGCAGCAGCAGCAGCAGCAGCAGAGAGAGCGAAAACCAAUGUUAGCGGACGAGACUGGCCCCACGCAGGGCUUUUUUUCUUCUAACGUGACCGUGGAUGUUUGGCGUGUCAGAGCCGGAGGGACGCAGCGGCUGAGUGGAGUUGACGUCAAAGCCCGUUUCCUGUCACCAUCACUGGGUCCCCUCCAUCCUGACCCAUCUGUUCCCAUCAGGCACUUCUUCCAGCUCCCGCUGUUCCCGCGGCGCAGCUCGGCUACGGGGUAAUCAGUGGGCAUCGCUCCGCGCGGUCAGCGCCUCGGCCCAGACUGAAUCAGGCGCUUCACGCUGCAGCUACCGUUAGCGAGUCCAAAGAAAAAAGAUAACACCCACCAUCCAUUGAAGAAGUCAUGCCCAUCUGGUCCCCUCAUGGCAGGGUCACUAUGACAAUCACCUUCUUCUGCUCCCAGCCGGUGUUUAUGCUGGCGUUGGCUGUGCUCCUCUGCCCAGUCAGCCAGGUGACUUGUCAGGAUGCAGGUGAGACACAGUCACCUGCCCAGGUUCUUCAGGACCUGCUGGCCCGCUACGGAGACAACAGCACCAUCACGGUGCCUCAGCUGCGCUCGCUUCUGGCCUUGCUCAGCCAGAGUCAGGGUGAAACGUCCGACCACAGCAGAGAGGAGGCAGAGACGACUACAGCUACGCCUCCCAAAACGAACAGCUCUAAGUGCUUGCCUGCAGACACGCUGGCAAUCUACAGCAUCAGCGAGCAGUCCCGGCUGGAUGGGCAGGGGCUCCAGAAGCUCUGCCCCACCAUGCUGCAGCAGCUGGAUGCUGGCACCUGCAAGGCCAGGAAGGGGGAGGAGCCAAGCCCAGACCCCUCCCCUAGACCUACAGAUGCAGAAGUGUGGGGUUAUGGGAUCCUGUGUGUGACACUGAUCUCUCUGUGUUCGCUGGUGGGGGCCAGCGUGGUGCCCUUCAUGAAGAAAACCUUUUACAAGCGACUGCUGCUCUACUUCAUAGCCCUGGCCAUUGGCACGCUGUACUCCAACGCGCUGUUUCAGCUCAUCCCAGAGGCCUUUGGUUUUGACCCCAUGGUGGACUUCUACGUGUCCAAGUCGGCGGUGGUCUUCGGCGGCUUCUACCUCUUCUUCUUCACAGAAAAAGUUCUCAAGGUUCUCCUCAAGCAAAGACAAGGGAGCCACGGCCACAGUCACUACAGCGGCGCCGACCACUACUCGUCCCCGGACAGGGAUGCUGAGGAGGGGGAGAAGCUGCAGCAGAACGGAGAAGCCGGCAGUCUGGCUCAGGGGAAAGUGGACGACGCUGAGGAGGGAGAGCUGAUGCUCAGCUCCACGCAGACGCCACAGGAGUCUCCGAGUCCAGACAAAGGGGCGCGGUCCGGCAGCCGAGGCGGCGGCUGCUAUUGGCUGAAAGGAACGACCUACUCUGACAUCGGCACGCUGGCCUGGAUGAUCACGCUGAGCGACGGUCUGCACAACUUCAUCGACGGCUUGGCCAUCGGAGCCUCCUUCACCGCCUCGGUCUUCCAGGGCAUCAGCACCUCUGUGGCCAUCCUCUGUGAGGAGUUCCCUCAUGAGCUCGGUGACUUUGUGAUCCUCCUGAAUGCCGGCAUGAGCAUCCAGCAGGCGUUGUUCUUCAACUUCCUGUCGGCCUGCUGCUGCUACCUGGGCAUGGGCUUUGGCAUCCUGGCCGGCAACAGCUUCUCCCCCAACUGGAUCUUUGCUCUGGCUGGAGGAAUGUUCCUCUACAUCGCCCUGGCAGACAUGUUUCCGGAGAUGAACGAAGUGAGUCGGGAGGAAGAGGAUGCUGGUGGCACCAGGUUCCUGAUCACCUUCGGCAUCCAGAACGCCGGGCUGCUGACGGGCUUCGCCAUCAUGCUGCUCCUCACCACGUAUUCAGGACACAUACAGCUGGGCUAGCACCGACCGUCUCAGUGGGAUUUACUGAUGGAAUCUGGGCCCAAAUGAAGGAAGGAUGAUAGAAGAUGUUAGUUUUUUUUUAGUUUGUGGUUUUGCUGUAUCUUGGGGGAGUUUUUGGGACUCGAAUGUGCGGCAGGAACGCACCGUCCGAAAUGCCCUGACAUGCAGGACAGUUCAGGCCCAUCUGCCCUCUUCCUGCAAACUGUUCCUCCCUUUUAACGGUUUAAAACUUCAACUGGAUCAGUCGACAAAGACAAAGCCAUUCUCCUUUUUAAAAAAAAAAAUAGGCUUUUGAUUCCUCUUAAUAAUGAUUAUGUCCCCCUCUUAUCUUUACUCCUUUUAUUGUUGCCGGCUUGGAUGUUACACUAAAGUUCAUGCAGAGUCAUUUAUUCCAGUGAUCCUUUGUGGAAGCAGAAAGCUGCUGUGGACCUUUUACCCAUUCGUUUGUUUCAUGCCUUCACAUUUUAAACCAAAAAACACAACUUUUGAAGGACUCUAGAUCUGGAUUUCAUUCCUCACAAACUGACUUCCAUUUGAACUUGUUUUGGCUGUGAUCAUUUAAAGAUUUAUUGCACAUGUUAGACGUGUGAAGCUGACUUUAAAAGACCAAACAUGGCGGUGAUGCGUUCUGUGAAGGGAUUUCUGACGCCUCGUUGUUUUGGUUCAUCGUCUUUAUGCAGCGAGUCGCUGAUGAUCAUGUUUAAUGGUUUUGGGUUUUCAGAUAAAAUGCAGCAUUUCUCUAUAGUUUACCAUCUGUGCCCUUCAUUUAUAUAGCUAAGAAUAGUUUUUAGACGUUUUUAUUAUUAUUAUUAUGCAUAUUCAAAUGUUCUAUUGUUUUACAGUUGUUUUUUAACAGCCUCAUGACCACAUCUGUAUUUACCAUCCUGUAUUGGAGCAGAACUUUGUGGUCAAUAAGUUCCUCCAUCAAUUUACCCCUCAGGCCUAAAAGUUUUAUGAAUGCGAUCCUUUCAUGGAUAUUUAUUCGUUAUCAAACAGUUAACUGAUCUACAAACAGGUAUUUAGUCACCAGAGGAUCUAAAAAGUCUCCACAUAACAACCAAAGAGCUGCCAGACUUUCUCCUAAAGUUUCCAUUUGGGGUUUUUUUCCUUCAAAAUUAGAACGUUUGGUCUGCUUGAGACUCAUGAAGUAGUUGGUAAUGUUUAAAUUGCAAAUAAUCAGCAAAGAGUUGCUAAUUGAUGGAUUGUUAAAUUGAUGCAUUUUCUUCUGGAAAACACCAAAUUAUCUCUGCUUUGGUUGAACAAAACUCCUUUUCUUCAGACGUCUCCUGGCAGGUUUACUUUAAAGUGUAAGCUGUUAAAAUGGGCUGGAAAAAACUCGUAUUACGUCUCCUGAAUGAGGCGAUAUGGGGCAAGGCAAUAAAAACCGAAUGAUCUUUAACGUUAGAGAGAGUUUCACAGAAACGGCACUGAAGACAUUUGCAGAGUUGCGUUCGGCUCCGGUAAAGAAAGCCCGCUGUCGUCAGAACUUCACCGCGCACAAGCACUGCCGUACGAACCGGGCUCAGAUUGAUACGGGACGUUUUACAGUAUAACGCCCACCCAGAGAUCCGGUAACUCAUUCCAUCACAACAAAUGAUCUGUUUUUAUGUAAAAGGAAUCAAUGAAAUCGUUUCAUUUCCAACUUUUAGUCCCCUGAAAACCACGUAAUGAAAAUGUUCUCCCAGGCAGGCGGUUGGUUAUUUUCUUGAUUAGCUGAUGCCUGGGCAAGAAGAAGAAGGUUUAAUUGACCUUUAGGAGGUCAUUUACAGUCAUUCAGUAAAUUAGAAUAUUUAAAAAGCUCAUCUAUUUCAGUUACUCAAUUCACUAAAAGAAACAUAUUGUAUAGAUGAACACAGACGGAUGCCGUUUUGAACCCUUUAUUUCUGUUUUUUUUUUGUUUGUUUUUUUACCACGUCCACCUAAUAGAAACACAGCUUUAAAAAUUAAGUUAUUACAUCAGAUCAAUAAAAAAAACAAAAGUUUUCAUGCAGAAAUUGGGGCUUAAUGAAAAGUAAGUUUAAUACCAGCUUAAACGUCGUUGUUUUUUUAAAGGUACUUUUUAUCUGACAAACAAGGUUCUUAGAAAUACAUAUUCUAAUUUACUGAAUAUUUCUUUAAAAUCUUAAUGCACUCGUCUCUGAGGACUUAAAUUCUCCAGUUCCCAGAAACUGCAGUAAAAACUAUUAUAUUGACUACUUAAGAUUACUUCAGCCUGAAAUAUAGAACAAUUAAGUUGAGUGCUGUAACCCUUUAACGUUUUUCUUUUUUUGUGACCUAGUCAAGAGAAAUCUUUAGACGCCAGGUGAAAAGGUUUAUGGCUGUUUAGGGAGCAGAGUGUGAUAUCCUGUAUGACUUUUUUAAUCGCGGUCUGCACCGUCUGUGUGUGUGGAUGCAGUGAGCCACGUCUCUGUCCCUUUAAACAUUCUGACAUCUUAGAAAUAAAUGGCACCGAUUUUCUUUUCUUUUUUUUCUUUAAAUACAACAAAGCCAAAAGGAUCCCAGAUCAGAUCCUACAAACCGUUCCUUAGAUCCAGUUAUUAGAUUUUAUGAGAACUGGAGAACGUUAUCGUUGUUAGAAACUUGGUGCAGUGAGUUCCUGGAUGGACAUUUAAACACACUGUGGUGUGGAAUCACUGCUGAUUGAUGAUGUGUGGGACUAUUUAUUCCUUUUUUUUAAGUAAUGACGUAUUUAUUUUGUACUUUACACUCCAAGCCAUUGCAGCAGUGAUAUUUUCUGUUUUUGUUUUGUUUGUCGUUUGCUUUGUUGUUUUGUUUGAGGGGGAAGAAAAAAAAAAACCUGGAGAAGUGAUACGGUAGAUCAUGAAAACUUGCAGCAUACCAUAUUUUGACUGUACGUUAAAACUGUACUGAAAACAGAGCAUAAGAACACGCUAAGACAUAUAUAUGUGGAUCAUUUUUCAAAGUAUUGUAUGCAAUGUAGUUUAUUGUUAGCCUUCUUUGUCAUGACAGACUUUUUAUAAAUAUUGUUUUCUAUGAAAGUC
Molecule: messenger RNA, 4968 nt
Organism: Fundulus heteroclitus (mummichog)
Lineage: Eukaryota; Metazoa; Chordata; Actinopteri; Cyprinodontiformes; Fundulidae
Gene: slc39a14
Product: solute carrier family 39 member 14
Exons: 10
Coding region: 434-1966 (510 amino acids)
Biological process (GO): intracellular zinc ion homeostasis; zinc ion import across plasma membrane
Cellular component (GO): membrane
Molecular function (GO): zinc ion transmembrane transporter activity
Source: RefSeq, a predicted model, not a curated record